CACAACAUUUCAGCGGUGGAGACAAUAAGUAAAAAAAAAAACCAAUUUAAAAAAAGUCUUACUACUAAACAGAAAAGCAUAUUACUGUUUCAUUGGUUUUGUUUCUCCCUUCUUCAUCGUUUCACCACCGCUUCUUCUGUUCUUCUGUUUCUUUUCUCUGUUUUUACGAGAAAACUCUGUGUCUUCACCAAAUCCAAAACGAUUUCCUCUUUCUUUAUUUUUACUUCUUGUAGAGACAUAAAAAGAAACAGAGCUCUUCUGUAACCCCCCUUCCAUUAAUUAAAGAAAAGACUCAAAAUGAGUAUUUGAUAUUGUGCUCGUCGGUUCGUUAAAAAAAAUGGCAUCUUCUCAGGUGGAGAUUCCGUCUCCGUCUCAAAGCUUCGGCUUUAUCCUUAGAGAUCGUAAUCAAAACCGCGUCGUUUACAAGAAAGCUCAGGUGAAAGACAACCAUCAUCACGAGAACCUGGUCGAUUCUUGGAUCCAGGCACUUAAUAAAAAGAAGGAUGUUAUUGCUACUAGGUCAACAGAGAAGAAGCCAGCUGUUCUAAAAUCAUCCCCGGUGGAAACUGUGAAGGAGAUCAAACCCGACGAAUCGAACAAAAACAACGGAGCUUCUUCUCUUGUACAGAUAUGGGAGGCGAGGUUGCUGAACCGAACCAGCGGUGGGAACUCCCCUAGUCACAACCAAUCAUCGCCGCCCGUUAAUAGUAGCCGGAGCGAUUCAGGAGUCAGCGUUCAAGAUUCCCGUUCUUCAGAAUCUCCACCUAUCGACAACAACGGAGAUUCCGAAGCUGAGGUUAGCGAUGAUGCGGAGACUGAAUCUUCUAGGUCACACGGCGGUUCGGUUUCAGAUUCCUGUCGUGUCGCCGACUUGAUUCGGAGGCUAAGCAACGAAGCGAAGCUUGUCUCAGGGGGUGGACUCUCGACUAUCAGGACGCCGAGACCUUGCAUUUCGUCUUGGUCAUCUUCGGAGAAAACGGUGGUAACACCGAGAAUCCGUGGACGGCAAGCGUUUACCGAUCUGCUUAUGCAGAUGGAACGCGAUCGCCACCGCGAGUUGGAUUCGCUUGUUGAACGCAACGCUGUUUCUAGGUUUACUCAACGUGGCCGCCUCCAGUCAAUGCUAAGGCUAAGGAACCUGAAACGCUGUCAAGCGGUUCAAGAUCAGAACCGAUCUAACUCAAAAUUAACUGGAUUAAACCGUGUCGGAUCUGGUGGCUCUUCAGUUCUGCAUUUAAGGGAGAGAUUCCAUGCUGAUGCAGAUAAGAGGAAGGAUCAUCAUCUUAUGAACAAGAAAACCGUAGAAGAAACUGCUGAUAACAAGACAAUUAAAAACGGCGGUCUUACCCUGGAGGCCUUUUUCAAAGAGAGGUUGAGUCUCCCUAACCCUAAGAUAGAGAAAGCAACGUUACGUAAGGAAGAAGAAGAAACCCUAAAUGUGACAGUUGGAUCAAAAAUGAAUUGCCUUGACUUGCAAGAAACCAUAGAAGAAGUUUUUAGUGACGAAGAUUCUGACAAGAAAGAAGAAGAGAAUAAAACCCCUAGUAGUGCCUGCAUAAAACAAGAAACUCAAACACAAGAUGUGGUGCAUGAGAGUAUGGAGAUAGAUCACUGCCUUGAGCAACAAGAAACGGCUUACUUGAAUGGAUGGGAAGACGAAGAAGAGUACGAAGAUGAGCAAUCUUACUACGGAGAAACCAACAACGACUGGCUCAGCGAAAUAUCUCGGCCGAGAAGUUACUGGGAGGAACUGAGGAAGACGCGGUACCUGGAAGUUAUGAACACUCGGUCUGAGAAAGAGGACAUACGUAGACUCCUUGAGCGAGGAGCGGUAACAGACUUUCUCCAGAGCGGGUUAAGAGAUCAGAUCGAUAGGCUUAUGAUGUCUCGUGUGCAGACACAUUCGAAAAAACAUUCCGAAAAAUGGGAAAUGCAACAAGAAGAAGAGGAAGAACAUAGAAAUGAAAAUGUGGAGGAAACUGAAGAAGAAGAAGAAGAAGAAGAAGAAGAAGAAGAAGAAGAAGAAGAGCAAUUUACCGAAGGUGAAGAGCAAGAUGAUGGAGAUGAUUCGUCUUCUUCGCCCAUCUUUGCAUCGUCUCCUGAAGGAUCAUGGAGUUGUCAAGACACUGAAGUAACUUCCACUCCUGUCUUGUCUGUUCACAAUCCUCCUUCAACUGAAAUGGAGCUGAUAAGCGAUAUGAGAUCACAGAUCCAGCAACUUCAACAAGAAAUGUCGUUACUACGAGACUCUGUCAAAACAUGUUUGAGUGCUAACACGAGCUUGCAACAGUCGGUUCACCGAGAAAACCCAAUGAAACGCAAAUGCUGCGUCUGCGACGAAACGCAGGUCGAGGCGGUUUUGUACAGGUGCGGACAUAUGUGCACGUGCUUGAAAUGUGCCAAUGAACUACACUGGAGUGGAGGGAAAUGCCCGAUUUGCAGAGCUCAGAUUAUGGACGUUGUUCGUGUUUUCUUCGAUACAAGAAACUGAUAUAAAACCCGCAUGUCGAGUUUCACUAACCUAGAACACUUUCUGUUUUUUCUUAUCGCAUGACGUUGUUCCUAAUGCUGUCUCGUAACGUUUCCAAUUAUUGUAUAACGAAAGGAUUUGUCCCGUUUAAUGAAGUUCUC
Molecule: messenger RNA, 2631 nt
Organism: Raphanus sativus (radish)
Lineage: Eukaryota; Viridiplantae; Streptophyta; Magnoliopsida; Brassicales; Brassicaceae
Exons: 5
Coding region: 338-2491 (717 amino acids)
Source: RefSeq, a predicted model, not a curated record